AUGGAAUCAACUUCCCCCUCGUGGACGGCACGUGCCAAAAUAGCUCUCCAUUCCACCACUACGCGCACGAUUACACGCUUUACCCACUUGAGCAGGACAAUAAGCUCAAAGUCAACCACAGGCUUCCGUCCCCUACCAGUUACACUUUUCACCCUGGUCACAUAUCUCAGCCUUUUCACUGCAUUGAUCUGGACCGACCGUCGAGUUCCUGGUGUUGCAUCACGUAGUGAAUUGGAUCGUUGGGGUGUCAGUGUUGACGAGGCGUUCAAGGAUCUUGAGUUUCUAACAAGGACCCACCACCCGUACAACAGCAGAUCAAACGAUGGCGUUAGAGAAUACCUGCUAGCUAGAAUUCAACAAAUUCUCUCGGAAAACGGUGCUGGAGGCUUCAACGGGAGUGAUUUGGUGCAGCUUGGGGAUCGCUAUCAUGGCACGGUAGAGCUUAUCAAUGACGGUGCGGACUCAACGAAGGGAAGCAAUGCUACAUUUUUCCAAGAUAGGCUCGGCAGUACUGUGUAUUUUGAAGGAACGAACAUCAUGGUUUACAUACACGGCGAAAGACCAGCAUCAGAGCUCUCGCCUGCUCUCGUCAAUGCCCACUAUGACAGCGUUUCCACAGCGCCUGGCGCUACUGACGACGGAGUUGGCAUUGUCUCCGUGCUUCAGAUUGUCAAAUCGUUCACUCGUUCAGAGGCGAAGGGUGGAAAAAGGCUACAGAGAGGACUUAUUGCAUUGUUUAACAAUGGAGAGGAAGAUGGCUUGCACGGUGCACAUGCAUUUGCCGCGCAUCCUCUCGGACGGCUCCCCCAUAUGCUCUUGAACCUAGAAGGCGCUGGUGCCGGCGGAAGAGCUACACUAUUUAGAUCGAAUGAUUCUGCGGUGACAAGGUUUUAUCAGAAAGGGAAAAGGCCUUUUGGCACAGCAAUGAGCAACGAUGGGUGGAAACUCGGAUUAGUUCGGAGCGAUACAGACAAUUCAUUCUUUCACCGGUAUCUCGGUAUGAGAGGCCUUGAUGUGGCCUUUUACAAACCGCGGAGUCGCUAUCAUAACAUCGACGAUGAUAUGAAGCAUACUAGCAAAGGUUCAAUCUGGCAUAUGCUCGGGGGCUCUCUUUACACGCUACGCGCAAUGGUUGAUGAUACUAGCAGUGAAUUUGAUCAGAAUGGAGGCCCAGGAAAGGGCAAACCAGGUGUUUGGUUUGAUCUUUUUGGCCAGAAAAUGGCAGUAUUCGACCUGGAAACCUUGUUUAUCUGGACCAUAGUUCUGAUCGUCAUUCCAUCGUGCGUCGUUGCUGGGGGAAUCUAUGUAAACCGCGGCAAACUUCCUACAAUUCGUGGUGUCUCCCGAUUUCCAGUCGCCCUUGUGCUCGCAAGUGGCCUUUCCAUGAUUGCUGCCUUGUUAAUCCAUAAGGUCAAUCCGAUGAUUGUAUACUCAUCCUCAGACUCUGCCAACCGCGCUUGCCCGAGGAUAUGCCUGCGUCGAGAUGUUCAUGUUUUGGUUCGUAGGCAUGAUUGCGGUGGCAUAUGGCAGUUCGUCUGGGGUCACUUGUCGAUUAGUUCCACGGAGAACGCGAUCCCAUCGACCCCCGGAUCGGCCCCGAGAGCUUCGCAUGACGGAGAUGACUCGCCUGCCACCGAGACAACCCCCCUUUUCCGGAGCACCAUCGAUACCUCUGCCCGCUUCCGGCACAUCCGCUCCAGCAUUCCGCCACCGAAAGACGAGGACAUCUACGGGUCCGAAGAGAGCUGGAGCAAAGACCUCCCAACCUGGACCUGGAUCCCACAGUUCCUCUUCGCGGUCCCUCUGCAAAUCAUCUUCUCCGGCCAAAUCUCCCUCCUCCUGACCGCAGCGCUCGAGCAGACCGGCUGCGACGGCGGAAACACGGCAGUGCCCUACAUGAUCAUCGCCGUCUUCGCCACCGUCCUGCUCCUCCCCAUCGCGCCCUUCCUCCACCGCAUCACCCACCACGUCACCAUCGCCCUCAUCGUCGUCCUCGUCGCAACAGGCCUCUACAACCUCACCGCCUUCCCCUUCUCCUCCAGCGCACGCAUAAAGCUCUUCUUCAAACAGUCCGUCGACCUCCGCACCGGCGAGAACCUCGUCCACGUAAUCGGAAACCCCGCAUUCGUCGAGCGCGCAAUAAACUUCAUCCCCUCCGCCGCCACAGGCGGCCUCCACUGCGCACCCGAAACAGAGUACGCCCGCUACCAGACACAGACGCGCUGCUCCUGGCGCGGCCCCGCACCCAAUGUCGCGCCCACGGUACCCGGCGCAGCCGGUAACGGGACUGCCGCAUGGCUCGAACACAGCGUCACGAAGCUGCGCGAUGGCGAGGCGCUGGUAUCGCUCAAGGGCGCGAAUACGCGCGCGUGUAGGCUCUUCUUUGAUAACCGCAACAUCACAGACGUAGAGGUGCGGAACGGCCGUGGAGCGCCAGGACAGAGGGCGCCGAGGCUGGGGAACCCGAUUCCGGAGAUGGGGUCGCGGCAGGUGAGGCUUUGGAGCCGGGAGUGGGGGCGGGGGUGGGAUGUGGAGGUGUCGUGGGGUGGGGGGAUUAGGGAGAAGGGGGUGGAGAAGGAUGAGAAGGGUGGGAAGGGUGGGAAGGGGACGUUGGAGGGACGUAUCGUAUGCUUGUGGAGCGACGUGAACGAGAGGGGUGCUAUACCCGCUUAUGAAGAACUCAUGACGCAUCUACCGGCGUGGGCGGUCAUAACGAAAGUUGACGAUGGACUCGUCGAGGGAUGGGUGCCGUUUUCUGUCUAA
Morchella importuna is the source of this 2763-nucleotide messenger RNA. RefSeq lists its product as uncharacterized. Gene Ontology annotation, molecular function: metalloexopeptidase activity. The transcript has 11 exons. The record is from RefSeq and is a predicted model, not a curated record. NCBI's taxonomy places the organism in Eukaryota, Fungi, Ascomycota, Pezizomycetes, Pezizales, Morchellaceae. Gene Ontology annotation, biological process: proteolysis. The coding region runs from base 1 to 2763 and encodes 920 amino acids.